AUGGUCCAGCAGGAGCUUCACACUACUAUCGAUGAGGUGAACUUCUACACCAACUCGAAGGUGGUCCUUGGAUAUAUUUUCAAUGAAAAAAGACGCUUUUAUGUGUAUGUGCAUAACCGUGUGGAGCGCAUUAGGCGUUCUACCCAGACCCACCAAUGGCAUUACGUACCCACACAGCUAAACCCAGCUGACCAUGCCACACGAGCACUGCCCGCUGAGCAUCUGUCUCACUCUACAUGGCUUAGCGGACCUGCCUUCCUUAAGAAUUCAGGCCAACGACAAAUACAGAAAGAACCUUUUGACCUUGUUUGCCCUGAAAAUGACACCGAGCUGCGCCCAGAUAUCGUAUCCUGUGCCACCUUUCUGUCAAAAAAAGAGCUCGGGACCACAAGGUUCGAGAGAUUCUCAAAUUGGAGUCAUCUGCUGAAAACUAUUGCCAGACUGCUGCACAUUGCCAAGUCCUUUAAAGGCGAAACAGAGAGUGCAUGUCGUGGAUGGCACAAGUGCAACAGCUAUGCUACAGAAGAACAGCUUCAGCAAGCCAAGGUUACUAUCAUUCGUGCAGUUCAAAAAGAGGUGUAUGCGGAUGACAUCAAGUGCUUGGAGCAGAGUGAGUCCAUUCCCACACAAAGUCCACUUAGCAAGCUGAUUCCUUACAUAGACGCCGAUGCAGUUCUUAGGGUCGGCGGCCGGCUGGCAAGAGCUCAACUGUCAACAGAUGAGACACACCCCAUGCUCAUUCCCAGUAAACACCACAUAACCCAGCUCAUAAUCAGACACUUUCACGCACAAGUAUGUCAUCAGGGCAGACACUUCACCGAAGGUGCAAUCAGAGCUGCAGGUUUUUGGAUUGUGGGUGGGAAAAGAGCCGUCAGUAGUGUCAUCUUCAACUGUGUCAUAUGCCACAGAUUAAGGGGCAAGCAACAACAGCAGAUCAUGUCAGAUCUACCAGAAGACAGAAUGUGUACAGACCCUCCUUUCACGUGUGUGGGCCUAGAUGUUUUUGGUCCGUGGCCUGUUACAGUCAGAAAGACACGAGGAGGUCAAGCAGAGGCCAAGAGAUGGGCAGUGAUCUUUACGUGUAUGAGCACUCGUGCCAUACAUAUCGAAGUGAUAGAAGCAAUGGACACUUCAUCUUUCAUUAAUACUCUGCGCCGUUUCGUUGCCAUGCAAGGUGCUGUGAAACUACUCAGAUCCGACUGCAGCACAAACUUUGUGAGUGCUUGCAGAGAACUCCAAAUCGACAAGAAGGGUUGUCAUAAUGACAAAAUCAACACGUAUCUUGGAGACAGAAGCUGUGAGUGGCAAUUUAACCCUCCACAUGCAUCGCACAUGGCUGGAUCUUGGGAGCGCAUGAUUGGCGGAAGUCGGCGGAUCCUUGACGUAAUGCUGCUACAGCACGGAAAUGCAAAGCUCACACAUGAGGUGUUAGUGACAUUCAUGGCAGAGGUCACUGCAAUAGUCAACUCAAGGCCACUUACCACAGUUUCUGCUGACUCAGAGCAUCCUGAGAUUCUCACUCCUGCCAUGCUACUCACACAAAAGGUCGGUGCGCCCCCAGUACCACCAGGUCAGUUCCACGAUCAGGACCUGUUUAGAGCGCAAUGGAGACGUGUACAGUACCUAGCCAACGUCUUCUGGGGACGAUGGAGGAGAGAGUACCUCAGCGGACUACAGGGUCGUCGCAAGUGGAGGGCAUCAAAGCCCAAUCUACAAAUUGGAGAUGUGGUCCUGCUCAAAGAAGGACAAGAAAACAGGAUUGACUGGCUACUAGGGCUAGUCACAAAGACCUUCCCCAGUCAAGAUGGCAGAGUAAGGAAGAUCGAAGUCAAGAUCAUCUGCAGUGGUGAAUGUAGAGUGUACCUGAGACCCAUCAGUGAAGUCGUCUUACUGGUACCUAAGAGCUAA
Neolamprologus brichardi is the source of this 1908-nucleotide messenger RNA. Lineage: Eukaryota; Metazoa; Chordata; Actinopteri; Cichliformes; Cichlidae. The record is from RefSeq and is a predicted model, not a curated record.